CGUGACAAUGCUUUUGUUAUGGCUCUAAUAAGACACCAUACUCAUCACAUGACCAGGACAUCACAUGUUUCGGAUAAGAGGCCGAUACUUAAAACUUAACUUGACGUGUGUAUUUUCGGAAAACAAAAUAACAUGGCUACAGUACACAAUCCGGGUAUUCCAUACGUUGGUCCGAUCCCUGGAGGUUUGCACGAUGGCUUGCAGAUCCACGUGUCCGGCACACCGGAACAGCACCAUAAUGGAUUCUUAAUAUCUCUUCAAGCUGGAGGAAGCAUUGAUCCAAGAAGUGAUUGUGCCUUUGUCUUUAAUCCAAGAUUUACUGAUAAUCAAGUUGUAAGAAACAGCUGUCAAAACAAUUCUUGGGGAGCGGAGGAAAGGCACGGAGGGUUUCCAUUCCGUAAAGGACACCAUUGUGACGUCGUGAUCCACGUUAAACCUCACCACUAUUCCGUGUCGGUGAACGGAGCACAUUUCUGUGACUUCAAUCACAGGCUGCAGAAACAUCGUGUGACCCACAUCACUGUGGAGCAAGGCAUCCGAGUGAACAACAUUCGUUUUGAAUUUCAGAAAAAUUAUAGCGGCAAAAAUGGAAAAAGGAAUAAAUGCCGUGGGCGGCAUGGCGGUCAUGGUGGUGGUAUUGGGGCUGCGCUGGGUCAAUUUGCCGGGGCACUUUUUAAUGAAUUUAGCGGCGGCCAUGAAAGACCACAUCACAAACAUCAUCCACCCCAUCAACAUCCACCACCCCAUGGUGGAGGUAGUGGCUACCCGCCAUCUGGAGGGGCCAGUUAUCCAUACCCCGGGGGCGGCCCAAUAUUCAACCCGCCGGUACCAUUCGUUCAGGGUAUGGGAGGCAUCUAUCCAAACAAGAUGAUCUUCAUCAGCGGAGUGCCACAUCCAAAUCCAAGCAGAUUUACAGUGUACCUUCAGCAGGGAAGUCAGCACGAGCCUCACCAUAUCGGAAUGUGCUUUGAUGCUAGAUUUAAUUACGGCAAUGACCGGAAUGUUGUCGUAAGGAAUCACAAACAAGGGAACUGGGGUCAAGAAGAGAGGCACGUGACCCAUUUCCCAUUCAUGCCAAAUGGAAACUUUGAGAUGAUCAUUUUGAUUGAGCCACAUUGCUACAAGGUGGCGGUGAAUAAUCAGCAUCUACUAGAGUUUAACCAUCGAGUACGUCAGCUGAACCUGAUCGACACUCUUCGCAUUGACGGUGACUUGAGGCUAACCCAGGUUCGAUUCCAGGGCUAAAUGUGACUCGUACCGCAUUCAGUGUCAGAUGCUGGCAAUUUUUAUAAGCGUUUUUGGUGAAUUAAUGUGACACUAUGUGACACUUUUUCAAUCUUAUUUUUCCUUAAAAUUUAUAUUCUAAAAAGAGUGCUUUUAUGUUAUUUUCUUUUUUUCAUUUUAUUUUCAUUUUAGCUUUAACAUUGCGAAUUUGAGUCUUGAUAUACUUUCAUAUAUAAUUAGUACUGAUAAUAGUUUGAGUACUCCAAGAAUUACAUCAAAUUGAUUCAGUAUUUUCUAGGGGAAAAAUCGCAAUAUGUUUAUAAUCUUUCAACAUUUAACAGAACCUACGAUUUCGAAAAUGUGUAAACAGCUAUCACAUACAUGUUGAAGUAAAACUCUUCGGGUAAACAUUUGUACUUAGGUCGGUGACUGCCAAAUAUAUUAUACGUUUGAAUUUGACAAGAUGCUACAGAAAGUAGCCUACACCAGUAUUUUUUCUAUCUUUCAUGGAGUAAAGGAUUCACAAAAGUUUGUGCAAUAAAAGAAUUUUUAUAGUU
Ruditapes philippinarum (Manila clam) is the source of this 1781-nucleotide messenger RNA. Its product is annotated as galectin-4-like. The record is from RefSeq and is a predicted model, not a curated record. The coding region runs from base 133 to 1245 and encodes 370 amino acids. The transcript has 11 exons. NCBI's taxonomy places the organism in Eukaryota, Metazoa, Mollusca, Bivalvia, Venerida, Veneridae. Gene Ontology annotation, molecular function: galactoside binding; carbohydrate binding.